This is a messenger RNA of Phragmites australis (common reed), 1852 nucleotides long. Its product is annotated as calcium-dependent protein kinase 6-like. Gene Ontology annotation, cellular component: nucleus; cytoplasm. Lineage: Eukaryota; Viridiplantae; Streptophyta; Magnoliopsida; Poales; Poaceae. Gene Ontology annotation, biological process: peptidyl-serine phosphorylation; protein autophosphorylation; intracellular signal transduction. The record is from RefSeq and is a predicted model, not a curated record. The transcript has 2 exons. Gene Ontology annotation, molecular function: calcium ion binding; calmodulin binding; calcium-dependent protein serine/threonine kinase activity. Bases 188 to 1852 code for a protein of 554 amino acids.
UCCUCCCGAGGAUUUCUCCCCACCGCGCAACACAGAUUAAUGGGCUAGCGUUUGAAUUAAUUAAGCAGGGAGCUGUCCGUCCGUCCGUCCGUCCGUCAACGCAUCCAUUGAUCCAGAUAUCGGAGCAGGCGCGCGGUGCCAAUGACGAUGCUGAGGACGACGCCGGCGGCUGGGGUUUGAUCGAUGCAUGGGCAACUCCUGCCGAGGCUCCUCCACGCCCACCUACGCCGCUACCGCCUCCGACUACUGCUACCGCUACCACGGCCAAGGCUCCUUCUCCGCCUCAGCCGGCCGAAACUGCUGUAACUCCUCCUUCUCCUCUGCUUCCACCUUGUCCAGCUGCUGCAGCGUCGAUCAUCACCCGCAGCGCUGCACCAUGCGCGGCCACCAGCAGCACCUGUCCUCCCCUACCGCCGUCCUGGGCCACGUCACCCCGCCGCUGCGCGACCUCUACGCGCUCGGCCGCAAGCUCGGCCAGGGCCAGUUCGGCACCACCUACCUGUGCACCGACCUCGCCACGGGGGCCGCCCUCGCCUGCAAGUCCAUCGCCAAGCGCAAGCUCCUCACCCCCGAGGACGUGGACGACGUUCGCCGCGAGAUCCAGAUCAUGCACCACCUCGCCGGCCACGCCAGCGUCGUCACCAUCAAGGGCGCCUACGAGGACCCGCUCUACGUGCACAUCGUCAUGGAGCUCUGCGAGGGCGGCGAGCUCUUCGACCGCAUCGUCGACCGCGGAUACUUCUCCGAGCGCAAGGCCGCCGAGAUCGCGCGCGUCAUCGUCGGCGUCGUCGAGGCGUGCCACUCGCUGGGCGUGAUGCACCGGGACCUCAAGCCCGAGAACUUCUUGCUCAAGGACAGGGGCCACGACGCGUCGCUCAAGGCCAUCGACUUUGGGCUCUCCGUCUUCUUCAAGCCGGGGCAGGUCUUCUCCGACGUCGUGGGCUCGCCAUACUACGUGGCGCCCGAGGUGCUGUGCAAGCACUACGGGCCCGAGGCCGACGUGUGGACCGCCGGCGUCAUCAUCUACAUCCUCCUCAGCGGGGUGCCGCCCUUCUGGGCGGAGACGCAGCAGGGCAUCUUCGACGCGGUACUCAAGGGCGCCAUCGACUUCGAGUCGGAGCCGUGGCCCAGCAUCUCGGACAGCGCCAAGGACCUCAUCCGCCGGAUGCUGCGGUCGCCGCCGGCGGAGCGCCUCACCGCACACCAGGUGCUGUGCCACCCGUGGAUAUGCGAGAACGGCGUGGCCCCCGACCGGGCGCUGGACCCGGCGGUGCUGUCGAGGCUAAAGCAGUUCUCGGCGAUGAACAAGCUCAAGAAGAUGGCGCUGCGGGUGAUCGCGCAGAACCUGUCGGAGGAGGAGCUGGCGGGGCUGAAGGAGAUGUUCAAGGCCAUGGACACCGACGGCAGCGGCGCAAUCACCUUCGAGGAGCUCAAGGAGGGGCUCCGGAAAUACGGGUCCAACCUGAACGAGGCCGAGAUACGGCACCUCAUGGACGCGGCGGACGUGGACAAGAGCGGCACCAUCGACUACGACGAGUUCAUCGCGGCCACGGUGCACAUGAGCAAGCUGGAGCGCGAGGAGCACCUGCUGGCGGCCUUCGCCUACUUCGACAAGGACGGCAGCGGCUACAUCACCGUGGACGAGCUGGAGCAGGCGUGCAGGGAGCACAACAUGGCGGACGUCGGCAUCGACGACAUCAUCAGGGAGGUGGACCAGGACAACGAUGGUCGCAUCGACUACGGCGAGUUCGUCGCCAUGAUGAAGAAGGGCAUCCUAGGGAACGGAAGGCUCACCAUGAGGCACACCUCCGACGGCAGCGUUCUCCAUGGCGCCGGCGACCUCUGCACCUAG